AUGGGUGGCGGUCUCGAUCCCAAACACGGACACUGGGUUGGUACAUGGGGUGAUGCCAACUACUUCCCUCAAAAGGGUAUUGCAUCCUACACCUUGUCGCCUAACCGCCAACGUUUGUUCCCUAACUUCUGGCACACCGCCAUCUUCAACACCUUCCGCCGCUUCCGUCACCAAGUACUCUACGUUGUACCCCCCUUCGUCGUUGCGUACUCCCUCAUGGACUGGGCCAUUGAACGAAAUGAGUAUUUGAACUCCAAGGCCGGUCGCGCCGAGGCUACCGACUAG
This is a messenger RNA of Talaromyces proteolyticus, 285 nucleotides long. RefSeq names its product putative ubiquinol-cytochrome c reductase complex ubiquinone-binding protein QP-C precursor. NCBI's taxonomy places the organism in Eukaryota, Fungi, Ascomycota, Eurotiomycetes, Eurotiales, Trichocomaceae. Bases 1 to 285 code for a protein of 94 amino acids. The record is from RefSeq and is a predicted model, not a curated record. The transcript is spliced from 4 exons. Gene Ontology annotation, biological process: mitochondrial electron transport, ubiquinol to cytochrome c.